Messenger RNA from Metarhizium robertsii ARSEF 23, 1548 nucleotides. RefSeq names its product Cytochrome P450 CYP542B4. NCBI's taxonomy places the organism in Eukaryota, Fungi, Ascomycota, Sordariomycetes, Hypocreales, Clavicipitaceae. The record is from RefSeq and is a predicted model, not a curated record. The coding region runs from base 1 to 1548 and encodes 515 amino acids. Gene Ontology annotation, molecular function: monooxygenase activity; oxidoreductase activity, acting on paired donors, with incorporation or reduction of molecular oxygen; iron ion binding. The transcript is spliced from 7 exons.
AUGGCUAUCUACACUUGCUGGUCAACCAUCACCUGGGGACAGACCCUGGCCGUUGUUUUCGUCGUUUGGCUCGGAUAUGCUACUGUUCUUGCUGUGCAGAGGCUUUGGCUCAGCCCUAUUGCCCACAUACCCGGGCCAAGACUUGCGGCCCUGACGCAGUACUAUGAGCUAUAUUAUGAUAUUGUCCUCGGCGGCAAAUACACCUUCAAGAUUAUGGAACUGCAUAAAGAGUACGGUUCUGUGUUUGGAGCUCCAGAUAGUUCCCUCGCAACAAUCGAUCAUGAUCACCACAAGCUGCGCCGGUCGGUUCUCAAUGCAUUCUUCUCGACUCAUAGUGUUCGAAAUCUCCAACCAGUUAUCGAAGAACGAGUCGAUAGUCUUCUUGAAGCCUUCCACAAGUAUGCCGCUACUCAAUGUGGCAUGCCAAUCAACAUCAUGUAUCCUUUCUCGGCUUUCACGAACGAUGUCAUUAAUGAAUAUUCAUUUGCUCGAAGCGAUCACCUAGUUGAACGCCCGGAUUUUGGCCGCGAGGUGACUGACAAUUUAUUGAUGGGAACUCAUAUGGGACUGAUCGUCAAGCAUGCAAAUUGGGCUCUCACCCUGAUAAAUAGUAUGCCAGAGCCUCUUUCGGGACGGUGGAUUCCAGGCUGGUCAGGAUUUCUGAAGAUGAAGAACGAUAUCCUUCAGCAAAUUCAAAAAGUCAAGUCGACAGAGAAUACAGGACAAUGGAAGCUGGACGUGAGCCACCCAACCAUUUUGCAUGAAUUGCUCUCUUCAGAGAACCUUCCGGACUGUGAGAAGACACCGGCCAGGCUAGCCCAAGAAGGACAAAUUCUGGUGCAAGGAGGCACUCUUACGUCGUCGUGGGCUCUAUCACUGGCAACAUUCCAUCUUGUCAAUCAAGAAUCAACGCUUCGAAAGCUCCGGGACGAACUAUUUGUCGCUAUCCCUGACGCCAAUGAAGUUAUACCGCUGGCGAAAUUGGAAAGUUUGCCGUAUUUGCGAGCCGUUGUUAGAGAGGCUCUCCGCCACAGUAUUGGUACGAGUGGAAGGCUUUCCCGAAUUGCUUUGGAUGAAGCAUUUCUUCUUCAUGAUCAUGAGAGGAUGAGAGAGUGGCGAAUCCCUGUAGGGACCGUGGUUAGUAUGAGCCCGUAUAUGGCUGUCAUGGACGAAGACAUAUUCCCAGACCCAUUAAGCUUCCAACCCGAGCGCUGGCUUAACGAUGGGGAUCGACUUGAAAAACAUCUGACAGUAUUUGGUGGUGGAACGCGAAGUUGCUUGGGUAAGGCCCUUGCGCUAGCGGAGAUGUACCUGGUCCUGGCCAAACUGUUCCGUCAGUGGGGAAAUGGUGUUGAUGUCCGUCCUGGAGAUACUGGAGUCUUGAACAUUUUCGAAACGACCCCGCGAGAUUGUCAAAUGGAGUCUGACUACUUUAUCCCCAUCCCUUACAAGGGGUCGGAGGGCAUACGAUUUGUCCUGAGUGUCGCCAGGUUUGAUUCAUCCGAAAGUAAAUAUUUGGGAGGGAAUGCUGCCAAUGUUACCCUUUGA